This is a messenger RNA of Amoebophrya sp. A120, 2850 nucleotides long. NCBI's taxonomy places the organism in Eukaryota, Dinophyceae, Syndiniales, Amoebophryaceae. The record is from the annotation of a GenBank genome assembly.
AGCACGUUAUGUGCAGUGCGCUGCUGCCGCGGGCGGGCAAAAUUUCGGAGCAGUUUGUCGCUUUUCGCAACGUAUCCGGGCAGCAGAUGAUCGAUUGCGUGCGGGACAGAGACUGGAAGGGUGGUGUGGAGAAGCACAACAAGUUUGCAAUUGAGCCGAUCGCCUACAAGACGAAGGAGGCGUUGAUCACGAAGUACUUUCCAAGGUACAAAGGACAAUUCUCCUCUGAACAGCGGAAGAAGCAAAAAGCAGCCUUGAAGAAAACUUUCACAAAGUUCCUCGGACGCAAGGCGCGGUUCGUGAAAUCUUGCCAAAAGCUUGAGCAGUCCGGACAAGAAGGAGAGCCUAAGGGAGAUGGCUUCUCCAAUCUCUACAAAGUGAAGUUCAAGAAAAUUCUCUUCAGAUCCAAGAGGAACACGGCGCGGAGUGCGACGGUCAGUGGAAGGGAUCGCGGACGUUCGAGAAGCAGGCUUUUCGUCGCCGACCCACGCUCCAAAACCACCUCUGACUUAGAGAAGCUGAGGAGGUCGUUGAAAAAAACAGAAAAGAGACAGCAGAAAAGAUUUCUCCGGGCAGAAAAGAGACGCAACAAGAAAGAAGAAACCAAGAAAAUGCAACAGUUGCAGGAGACAGAGAGCGGGCGAAAUGACGAAGAGGUUGGAGUUGCCCAGUUUCAGGACCACGGGAAGCAACGCAAAAGUUCCGAGAAUGUCGAAGAGACUGCUCCCGUUGCUGACGCGAUGAAGUCUGCUGUAAAAAGUGAGGACAGAAAAAAAAACACGUCGUCGAAGAUAAGAAACAAACGCACCCGCUUCGGCAAAAAUAAAAAAAAGAACAUCAAGAAGAAAAAACAGUUCCAUCGGGCUGCCGGAGGACAAGCAUCUUCUUCGAGAUCCGUUGGUGCGCACUUAAGGCAUACACUCUUCCUCCGGGAUCUUGUCAUCACGCGCACUGGAGAGGAAGACGAAGAUGCAGUUGCAGCUGCUCCGCGUGAAUCCUUAUCCGCCGAGGACAUUUUUAAGCCGAUCGUGACCUCCAGUACAAGUACCAAGGAAGAGAAGCUGCAGGCGCACAUCUCGAAGCAGUUCAAGAGGAUAAAGGAGAUCGGCGUGCCCAACUUCUUCCCGGCGAAUCGAUUUGCGCCUCAGGUGGGCGAGAUUCGGGACUAUGAGAUGGGGGCGAUGUUUCUCAACCAGGACUGGAAAAAACUGUUGCUCUGUUUGUGCGAAGUCGUCGGCCGCACGGAGAAGGAGUUUCGGUUGGAACGUGCCCUGAAAGCCGAUGAAGUGAUGGAGGCCGCCAGACAAUUGCACGCUAUGAAAGUAGAGAAGGACGAGAGUAAGAAAGACGGCGACCGCCCGGGAGAUCUUCACGUCAAAAGCGUUAAAAAAGACAACGUAGACGAGGCCAAAAGUAGUUCGUCUGCAAACGACAUCGACCUAGGCUUUCUGAGCUCUUGGAUGGACCGUUCAACGAGAAAGCGGUUGGCUUGCGGGUUGCAGAAAUUGUUGGCGAUGCACACGAAGGAGCAGGGUGAAGCUAGUAAGAAGAUUCCCGUCAAGAAAAAAAUCGCGCGGGAAAUUGCUGCGAAAAAGGAGAAACUGGAGUUGAAGAUGAGAGAAGAACUGCAGACGCUCUUGCUGCAGCAGGACAAGGUGUUUUUGGAGGAUCGUUUGAAGCACCUGAAAGUGAAAGCGCGGAAAGGUGGACUGCGUAAAAAGAAAAAGAGGGUGGUUGUUGUACGAACGGCAGAAGAGCCAGCAGAUCCGCGUCGUCGCCGGGGAGGGCAGCGUGGAGGAAGUAGAAAGGCAAAAAUCGCCGAGCCGCUGGUGCCCAUGUCGCCCAUUAUCGAGGAGGAAGGCGUCGAGGACACAACGGGACCGGCCGUCGUGGAAGCAAAUGGUCACAAAGGUAGUGACAAAGCCCCAGCAGCGGACGUGGUGCAAGAUACAUCAAAGGAAGAACCUGCUGCGGAUUAUACCGAUGUUGUUCAAGAAGAAACGCAUUGCGGCAUUGCGCAAGAUCAAGAUGCUGAAACAGGGUCGCGGUCUUCGCCAGAACGCACAAAUGCAGGUAAGGACAUUCCAGGCGAUGUCGAACAAGUCGAAAGUGUUCUUGCUCCGGAGCAAGAACAGGAAAAGGCGGUCGUUUCUCAGGAAGACCAACUCGGCGAGAUAGCGCAAGCUGAUGAGCAAAAAGAUGAAGUGGCAGCGCAAGAAUGUGUUGUCGAAACGCCUAGUGCGGAAGAGACCGCGACCGCGUGCAUCCAGGAAGAUGGACCCGGAGUUCCUGUAGUUGACGAGGUCCACUGCGGAGGAAGCGCGGAGGCGAUGCAGGGGGAGCAACCAGCACCGGAGGAGGAGGAGACGAGUGAUGUGCAAGCUGAUGUAGAUGAACCGAAAGACGCGGCAGAGGUCGAGGAUUCGGAAAAUGUAGAUGAAGAUGAUCACAAAGUGCAGGGCGAAGCAGGCUUGGCUUUCGACCUGCACGAUGGCACCCGACGAAGCGACGGAAAAGAUCAAGAUUUACAAAAUCAAGUCGCAGCUCUUGAGACUCCGGCUGUGGACGAGGACGAAGCCCCGCGCGCAGCAGGGGACGAGCGUCAGGACGAGCGUCAAGACGGUGCACAUUGUAGGAAAGUGUCUGAAGACGAACUCGGACCAGUUUCUGCCGCAGCAGGGGAACUACCUGGCAGCGAGGCAAACAAGUGCGCCGAAAAUCAUGAUCAAAACGGAGACGUUUCCGCAUCCGCUGAUGAGAAAAAUGCGGUGCAAGUCACAGAUGUUCAAUUGCAAUUGCCGGGAGAGGACUACGAAGUCGAGGAACAAUGUGCAGCUCGAGCAACUGUAG